Rana temporaria (common frog) is the source of this 2736-nucleotide messenger RNA. It is a transcript of the gene NCK2, whose product is annotated as NCK adaptor protein 2. The record is from RefSeq and is a predicted model, not a curated record. Gene Ontology annotation, biological process: negative regulation of endoplasmic reticulum stress-induced eIF2 alpha phosphorylation; positive regulation of translation in response to endoplasmic reticulum stress; negative regulation of PERK-mediated unfolded protein response. The transcript is spliced from 7 exons. Bases 711 to 1853 code for a protein of 380 amino acids. NCBI's taxonomy places the organism in Eukaryota, Metazoa, Chordata, Amphibia, Anura, Ranidae. Gene Ontology annotation, molecular function: protein binding.
ACUGGCGGCGGGUCACGUGACGCACGGAGUCCCGAAGGAGUACCGCUUGUCAGGUGACGGCUUCGGAGGAGGACGCGGGAGCGCGCUAAUGAGUGUGCACGCGCAGGCGGGAGGUGACAGCCGGUGAACGCGCUGUGUCGGUUGGCCGGAGAGAGAGCUUGCUGAAGAAGAGGAGGGCAGGGAGCGCAAGCCGAGAGUGAGGAGAAAAGUGGGCAGGGACCGACGGGAAGAGUGAGAGAAGGAACCCAGGCCUGUGUACCGGGGAGACACAAAGCGCGGCGGCUCGGAGUGCAGCUGUGAGAGACUUGCCGCUAGAUAUACUGCAGUCUAGUGGAUCGUUAUUUUCUGAAAUUCGUCAACCCUUUGUAUGUAAGCAACACAGCCCAGUCACCCGUCGCCUCCUGGCCCCUAGCCUGUGAAUGGACAGCGAAUGAGGAGCAACAGACUGAUGAGGUUUACUCUGCGCUCCUUCUGUCAGCAUAUACCUUGUUAGCACGGGUGAAUGCAGGACGUUAAUUUGCCUCAAACACUGCCAUUUCUUCUUCUAUUGCCACUGUAAAGUGAAUUACAAAAGGCAGAAAUCAAGUUAAAUUCAGAGUGAAGGCACUCUAAUUCAGGAGGUGUUACUUUGCCAGAUCUUUAGGUGAAAACAACCUAAAAAGAAUACUAAUGCAGAUACCACAUCUAAUGAUUGUUUGACUCCAUGAAAAAUGACAGAAGAGGUCAUUGUUAUUGCCAAAUGGGAUUAUAUGGCACAACAGGACCAAGAACUUGAUAUCAAGAAAAAUGAACGCCUAUGGCUAUUGGAUGACUCUAAAACGUGGUGGAGGGUGCGAAAUACAUCCAACAAGACAGGAUAUGUCCCAUCUAAUUAUGUUGAGCGGAAAAAUAGCUUAAAAAAGGGUUCAUUGGUUAAGAACUUAAAGGACACUCUAGGUCUGGGUAAGACGAAGCGAAAGACUAGCACUAGAGAUGCUUCACCUACUCCGAGUACUGAUGCAGAAUAUUCAUCAAAUGGUACCAGUGCUGAACGAAUCUAUGACUUGAACAUUCCAGCGUAUGUAAAAUUUGCCUAUACGGCAGAAAGAGAUGAUGAGCUUUCUCUUGGGAAGGGUGCAAGAGUCAUUGUUAUGGAAAAAUGUAGUGAUGGCUGGUGGCGUGGAACACUCAAUGGACAGGUUGGAUGGUUUCCAUCAAAUUAUGUUGUGGAAGAAUGUGAUGAAGCUACAGCAGAUUCACCCAGUUUUCUCAGUUUGAGGAAAGGUGCAUCAAUAAGCAAUGGGCAAAACACUAAAACUCUCCAUAUUGUUCAGACACUGUACCCAUUUAGUUCAGUAACUGAAGAAGAGCUAAACUUUGAAAAAGGAGAAAUAAUGGAAGUAAUUGAGAAGCCUGAGAAUGACCCUGAAUGGUGGAAAUGUAAAAACUCCAGUGGGCAGAUUGGCCUUGUUCCUAAAAACUAUGUUAUAAUUCUAAGUGAUGGUCCUUCUUUAAAUAGUUCACAUGUUCAUCAAAUAAGCUACACUGGCCCUGCUUGUACAGGACGUUUUGCUGGAAAAGCAUGGUACUAUGGAGGAAUUACAAGGCAUCAAGCAGAAUGUGCCCUAAAUGAAAGAGGAAUGGAGGGAGACUUUGUCAUUCGGGACAGCGAAUCUUCACCCAGUGAUUUUUCAGUUUCUCUAAAGGCAUCAGGGAAGAACAAACACUUCAAAGUACAGCAUGUGGACAGUGUCUAUUGUAUUGGGCAAAGAAGAUUUAAGAGCCUGGAUGAACUGGUGGAACAUUACAAGAAGGCACCCAUUUUCACUAGUGAACAUGGAGAAAAGUUGUAUCUGGUUAAAGCACUACAGUGACAUCGGACUUGGCUCUGGCCUCUCAAGCUUCAAGCCUUAGUUCCAAAAAAAAAAUUACUUCCAUGGAACAGAGCCAUCAUUACAAAGGAAACAGUCUUAAAAAUACAGGUUCUUCUUAAAUCACAAACACUCUUGCAUAGUAUUUUUAUCUUUUUAUUAUUUGUGUUGUUCUGUCUUUUUCUGUUUGUAAGUCAUCUUGCCCUCAGGUUAAAGAAAACCUCACUCAAGUGACCAUUGUAAGCACUCACUGUCAUGCCUUGGUUUAAAGUUUCCUAUUCUGCACAUGUUUACAGUACAUAGCUAGCUAUUGCUAGCAGGAAGAGUAGGAGGCAACUUGAAACAGUGUUAUGAUGCUCUAAAUUUUUUAUCAUGUUAAAAAAAAAAUCUUUAUUAAAAUACAUUAGGCACAGUUGACAUGCACUGAAGCCGCAGCAAAUAAUAAUGUAGAUAUGCUGUAUCGGUUGUGGCUGUGAAUUUUGUAGCCUUGUUGCUUACCAGGUAGUAUACUGAGACAAUGCAUAGGCUCUAGAAACACCCUUUACACUGUAAUGUACUCUGCCACUGCAAUACCUCCUCACCUCGCUGCAGAGUACACCAAGUAAUGUAUUGUAGCAGUACAUCCAAAAUUACUUUUGGUAAAAAUGAUUGUAGUAUAUGGUUUAUUUGGUAUGUAAUUACUACAGAAAUAAUAACGUGGAUAAGCAAGUUAUUUAAUUCAAAGUUUUACAUGAAAAGUAACCAAAUGUGCCAUCCACAUUUUUUUCUAUUGCUCUCCUGCCUGUUAUAAUUAUACAUUCAUGUAUUUAAUUCUGAAAGACAAAUGUAUGUGUAGAUGACUGUCUAUGCUAAUACAGAUAAAUAAACUUUUGUUUUUUUAAAUGCC